AGGAAGUGUGGCGAAGUGGCAGCAAGAGCCGUCUAAUACUGUGCAGUUUUAUAAAGAAAUCCUCUCCAGACAUGGCGCAAGCGGAUAUUGCUCUCAUUGGUUUGGCCGUGAUGGGACAGAAUCUGAUCCUGAACAUGAACGAUCAUGGCUUCGUUGUGUGUGCUUACAACAGGACGGUGUCCAAGGUGCGUGACUUCUUGCAGAAUGAAGCCAAAGGCACGAAAGUAAUUGGUGCAGAGUCUCUGCAGGAUAUGGUCUCGAAACUGAAGACUCCUCGACGCAUCAUUCUCCUCGUCAAGGCUGGGCAGGCUGUCGAUGAUUUCAUAGACAAGCUGGUUCCUCUUUUGGAGUCUGGAGACAUCAUCAUCGAUGGGGGCAAUUCUGAAUACAGGGACACAACACGUCGGUGUGGAAGCUUAAAGGAGAAAGGCUUGUUGUUUGUGGGCAGCGGAGUGAGUGGUGGAGAGGAAGGGGCACGCUACGGUCCGUCGCUGAUGCCUGGCGGACACAAGGAAGCAUGGCCACACAUAAAGGACAUCUUUCAGAGCAUUGCUGCUAAGGUGGGCACAGGAGAGCCAUGCUGUGACUGGGUUGGAGAUGAGGGCGCGGGACACUUUGUAAAGAUGGUCCAUAAUGGCAUCGAGUACGGUGACAUGCAGCUGAUCUGUGAAGCCUACCAUCUGAUGAAAGAUGUGUUGGGUAUGGAUCAUGAUGAGAUGGCGAAGGCUUUUGAGCAGUGGAAUAAAACAGAGCUGGAUUCGUUUCUUAUUGAGAUCACCGCAAAUAUUCUGAAGUACAAGGACUCUGACGGCACUCCCCUGCUGCCCAAAAUCAGAGACAGCGCAGGGCAGAAGGGCACAGGCAAAUGGACAGCUAUCUCUGCUUUGGAGUACGGUGUACCCGUCACGCUCAUCGGAGAGGCUGUCUUUGCCAGAUGUCUUUCUUCUCUGAAGGAAGAGAGAGUAGUGGCCAGUAAGAGCCUCACAGGGCCCCAGGGGGCCAAAUUUACUGGGGACAAGACUCAGUUUCUUGAGGACAUUAGAAAGGCUCUGUAUGCCUCCAAGAUCAUUUCCUACGCUCAGGGCUUCAUGCUCCUCCGCCAGGCAGCGAAAGAGUUCGGCUGGUCUCUUAAUUAUGGAGGAAUUGCUCUGAUGUGGCGAGGUGGCUGCAUCAUUCGGAGUGUGUUCUUGGGGAAAAUUAAGGAGGCCUUUGACCGUGAUACAGAGCUGCAGAAUCUGCUACUAGACAGCUUCUUCAGUAAUGCUGUACAGGACUGUCAGGAGUCAUGGAGACGAGUUGUGAGUACAGGAGUUCAACUGGGGAUCCCAAUGCCUUCCUUUACCACCGCGCUGUCCUUUUACGACGGCUACAGACACUCCAUGCUCCCCGCUAAUCUGCUGCAGGCUCAGAGGGACUACUUUGGUGCCCAUACAUAUGAGCUGCUCUCAAAACCUGGCCACUUUGUCCACACCAACUGGACAGGCCAUGGUGGGAACGUAUCCUCAACAUCUUACAAUGCCUAGAAAUCCUGUCCAGCAAAGAACAGAGAAGAAAAUCAUCUGAGAUCAAGACCAGGGACCAUGUCACCUGACCAAAACACAUUCUUCCCGCACUUCUAUCCUGUAAUACAGCCUCACUUCAAGAUUACUGAACAUUUUUAUGAUGCUUUGAAUUAACCUAGAGAUCUAUUUAUGAUGGAAUAUGAUAUCAUAGCAUGUACACUGUUUCAACCAUCUAUCUUUCUGUAAGGUAGCAGUAGGAGACACUUAAGGAGAGAGAGUAGUGUUGAUGAGGCCUCGCUUACUGUAGGUACAGCUCAGAGAUCAGAAUUUGGUGUUAAACCUGCAUUACAGUUUAUUGUUUCACUGUAUUAGGCUAAAUAAAGACUUCCAUCCAUUUUUAA
This is a messenger RNA of Ictalurus punctatus (channel catfish), 1903 nucleotides long. It is a transcript of the gene pgd, whose product is annotated as phosphogluconate dehydrogenase. Bases 72 to 1523 code for a protein of 483 amino acids. Gene Ontology annotation, molecular function: phosphogluconate dehydrogenase (decarboxylating) activity; NADP binding. Gene Ontology annotation, biological process: pentose-phosphate shunt; pentose-phosphate shunt, oxidative branch. The record is from RefSeq and is a predicted model, not a curated record. Lineage: Eukaryota; Metazoa; Chordata; Actinopteri; Siluriformes; Ictaluridae. The transcript is spliced from 13 exons. Gene Ontology annotation, cellular component: cytosol.